Eremomyces bilateralis CBS 781.70 is the source of this 1338-nucleotide messenger RNA. RefSeq lists its product as uncharacterized. Bases 1 to 1338 code for a protein of 445 amino acids. Lineage: Eukaryota; Fungi; Ascomycota; Dothideomycetes; Eremomycetales; Eremomycetaceae. Gene Ontology annotation, molecular function: protein binding. The transcript has 2 exons. The record is from RefSeq and is a predicted model, not a curated record.
AUGCCUGCACCGAUAGCUAAAGGUAUUAUAAUCGCGGCGUCCGUCCUCUUCGCCGCCGGCAUCGCCCUGUACGAGAGCCCCACCUUCCGCCAAUGGGUCGAUGAGUCGAGACGAAAGGUGGCCAUCGCCCUAUACAGCCUCGGAGAUGGGGUCAACCCGCCUUCGAGGACGGCAGAAGGCGAAGAGGAGUCGGAGGAGGCGCGGCAGCAGCGCAGAGAGGAGAUCGUACGGCGGAACCGCGCCGAGCUGAUCCGCCGAGCUCAGGCGGAGGGCAUCGCUGUCGACUUGGACGAGCUGGCGGCGAUUGGGACGGAGAAGAUCAAAGAGCACAUCAAAGACAUCGACGAGAAGAUGGCUUCGCUGAAAGAAAUGGGCUUCACGGACGAGGAGCGGAACUCGACGCUGCUGGCUGCAUACGACGGGAAUCUGGAACAAACGGUUGAGCAACUCGUCUACCUCAGUCAGACUGCUGCAAACCAGACCGCUGGAAACCAGGCCGCUGGAAACCAUACAUCCACCAGCCGUGCCGACAGAUCCAAGAGCUUCGACUCCAUCGUCGCCCAUGACGGCAGCCUCCUCUCGUCAUCGCCUGAGCCAGAAAUGAGCCAGAUGGGCCGCUCCACCGCUUUAUCGACAUCCAACACUCUUCGCCACCGCGGGCAAGGCAACAGCGGAUUCCUCCAAGGCUCGGCAUUCAGCAACCCGUUCGGAGACGAGCAUGCCAUCAUGUACGAUGCCGAGUCUAUGUCUAGCUCCGCUCAAGGCCAGACGGAGAGUGAUAUACGCCAACGUCACGGAAAAACCGCCACCCUCGCCGGGGGCACCCCAGCACCAUUGAUCGAUCUGACCAGUUCUGUCCCUGAGGCGGAAGCAGAGGCGGAGCUAAACAACGCAGACAUCCUUUCCACCACUCCUUCAUUCGACUCCCUCUACGACGACCCCGAUAUCCCGCGUCCUUCCCGCCGUUCCAUCAUCGCUGCUGUCUCCACCCCAGCUCCGAUAGCCAUUGCCAUCGACCCGCCCAGCCGCAGCAACACACCCACCGGUACCGGCGCGCUCACACCUACGUCAGAUGGGUUCAACUCAGAGAUGUCGGUCGUGGCGAGCAAUGCGGAUGACAUCGGCAUAUUGUCGUCCGUCCCCCCGUCUGACGCGGGGGAGGCAAACGCUGACCGGAUGAGCGACAUGGGCGGCUUGAGCGACAUGGGCGAGGAGGCGCGCAGCGAGAUGAGCUUCAGCGAUGUGGGGAUCAGCACGCCGGGAAGCUGGACGGAUGUGGAGAGCGAUGGGUGGAGUGAAGCAGGGAACGGGGAGCCGCGGGAGGUGGCCGUCCGUUAG